ACUAAGUCUAUUUAUUUUUAAGCACUCUUCACUCAUUGUGUACUCCUAGGUCCUAAUCAAACUCUCUCUCUCUCUCUACCAUGGAAAAACAUGUCAAUAUAGAAAGUGAUGAUGCUGAUGACAACUUUGCCACAUCCUCAACACUAACAACAAAAUCAUCAUCAUCAACUUCAAAUAAUAACAUCAAGCAUCCAAGUUAUAGAGGAGUAAGGAAGAGGAAUUGGGGAAAAUUUGUGUGUGAGAUUCGUGAGCCAAAGAAAAAAUCAAGAAUAUGGCUUGGAACAUACCCUACAGCUGAAAUGGCUGCUAGAGCACAUGAUGUAGCUGCUUUAGCUAUAAAGGGUCAUUCAGCUUAUCUUAAUUUCCCUCAAUUAGCAAAAGCACUUCCAAGGCCAAUAAGCACUUCUCCAAAAGAUAUUCAAGAUGCAGCUGCAAAAGCAGCUAAUAACACUUCAUUUGAUGAAGCUCAAGUUGAAGCAAGACAAGAAGAAGAACAUUCAUCACCAUCUUCAAUUCUUGAAUCAUCAAGUUCGACAUUUACUAGCGAUGAUGUUGAUGCUGCAUUGUUUGAUUUGCCGGAUCUUUUUCCUGAAGAUGGAAACAAUGGACUUUGUUCCUAUUCUCUGAGAAAUUCUACUUCGUAUCUGUGUGCUGUUGAAUCAACUGCACACAGAUAUCAUAUAGAAUUUUCUGAAGAUCCGUCUUUUUGGGAGAAAUAUUUAUAGUUGUUUGUUUUACUAAGUAAAAAUAAAAUGUAAAAUUUAAAGUUUAUGUUGUUUUUUUAGUCAUAUUUUGCAGAAUCUACACAGAGAAUACAUUUUUGUAUGUAAUUAAGUGUUCUCUAUUGCUAUUUGUCUCAUUUGGUUAUGCUGCAAUAAUUUGGUUAAAGUUGGUAACAAAGAAAUUCUCAAUCUUUGGUGAAUAGUUAUGUAAGGUGAGAAAAGAGUCUCUAAUCUUUGGUGAAGUGAGAAUUAAGUUUAAAAUAAGGUUAUUUUCUAGAUUGUAGAGAAUUGCAGCACAUAGAUU
Molecule: messenger RNA, 1026 nt
Organism: Lathyrus oleraceus (garden pea)
Lineage: Eukaryota; Viridiplantae; Streptophyta; Magnoliopsida; Fabales; Fabaceae
Product: ethylene-responsive transcription factor ERF039
Exons: 1
Coding region: 81-725 (214 amino acids)
Biological process (GO): regulation of DNA-templated transcription
Molecular function (GO): DNA-binding transcription factor activity; DNA binding
Source: RefSeq, a predicted model, not a curated record